AUGAUUAGCAUCUCCUGUCGCGAGGCAGACGAGUACUGGUCGCUGCACCCGGAGCUGCAGGACAUCCCCAUCUACUACGCGUCCUCGCUGGCCAAGAAGUGCAUGGCGGUCUACCAGACGUACGUGAACGCGAUGAACGACCGCAUCCGCCGACAGAUCGCCGUCAACAACCCCUUCAUCUUCCGCCACAUCUCCAACCUCAAGGUGGGUCCGUUCAACAGCCCGCCGCUGGACCUCCUACCUCGAGGUGGCUCCAUUGAACAACCCACCACUGGAUCUCCGACCUCGAGGUGGGUCCGC
Messenger RNA from Iphiclides podalirius (scarce swallowtail), 300 nucleotides. The record is from the annotation of a GenBank genome assembly. Lineage: Eukaryota; Metazoa; Arthropoda; Insecta; Lepidoptera; Papilionidae.